Molecule: messenger RNA, 1434 nt
Organism: Toxotes jaculatrix (banded archerfish)
Lineage: Eukaryota; Metazoa; Chordata; Actinopteri; Toxotidae
Gene: tmem221
Product: transmembrane protein 221
Exons: 3
Coding region: 1-930 (309 amino acids)
Source: RefSeq, a predicted model, not a curated record
AUGACGAACAAGUACAGCCAGCGGUCUCUAAUCGUUCUGUCUUUACUGGGGGUUUUAUCGGCCAUCAUGUCCGUUUUAUCGGUCAUUUUGAUUUUCCAGCUCCAGUCUCAACAGGCGUCGGUGAAGGAGUCUCCCCCUUCCACCGCCUCGGUCAUACCCGCUCCUGUCUGGGCCGUCCUGCUGCCGGUCUCCACGGUGCUGUCCGCUCUGUCCCUCACCCUCAAUCUGAGCUCUGUGGUGGUGUGUCUCCUCCACAGCUACUUUUCCACAGAGGUCUGCAGAGGAGAGCAGGACACUGAGAGGGCAGACUGGUUCCUUUUGGACAGCAGAGCUGUACGACAUGUGGCUAUUGGACUGUUCUGCCUGGGGGUCUCUGUCUACCUGGCAGCUAUGUCCAUCUUUAUGCUCCUAAUAUUUGAGGUGGAGACGGGCAUUGCCAGUGCUUGUGUCCUGUCUUCAGGGAUCCUGAUCCUGCUCGUCGUUGUAAUCCACUCUCUGGUCAAAGCUUCCCACAGCGCUAAGCACCACCACAGCGACCACCUUGACACCCUCUACCAUAACGACCACGGAGGCAGCGGCACGCCUGUAUCUCGGCCCUGUGAGCUAAAAAUCGGUGUGGACAAGCCACGCAUGCACCGCAGCCAGUCUCACCUUCAACAUCAGAUAUCCUACCCUCAAUGCAGCAACCCGAGACAGCGAGAACAGUACCAGCAACCACAGUACUCCCCCACGGGGGGUUCACAGGGCCACGCAAGUGAUAAAGACGGCUACAGCACUGGUGGCAGCUGUCCCCGAAUGCACAGGACCCUGUCUACUGAAUCAGGUUUACUGCAGGCCCAGGCUAAACCCUGGAAUGGGGUCAACAACGAGAUGAGGAGUGUCCUUGCACGCAAGUCAGGGAUUUCGGCGAAAGACUCUACUCUUGUGUGACAUGAGCUUGCGGUUUAAGACACUGGUGACUUUUAUGUGUGUCAAAAGAGGGCUGCUAACACAAGCGUCAUCUCAAACAGACGUAACUGUCAGUUUGCAUUAUUUUCCACUCAGCAUGUUUAUCCUGACUGAUGAAAGACAACAGCGGACUGAGAUUGAAAAAACAUACUCCAGUGUACACAUUUAUCAAUUGAUUUCUCCUGUUGGGAUUAUAAAGAAUUUUUAAUUUGAUGAAAACAUAUUGAGCAUAUUUUGUAUAAUUUGUAGUGUUUUGUAUCAAUGAACUUGAUUUAAAUCUCGUUAUACACACCAAUGUCGCCCAAGUAUCAAUCUGGCAAAUCUAUAGCUUUCAUUGUAAUGUAUAUACUUUAUUUCACUGUAUGUGGCAGCUUACUGCCGAAUAUUUGUGCACAAUGUGCAGAUGUGUUUUGUUUUGUUCAAAAUUAUUUCAUAUAAACUUUAAAUUAAUUCUAGAAAAUAUAAUUCAUUUUAAAAGCAGAGUGA